Messenger RNA from Entamoeba dispar SAW760, 1062 nucleotides. Its product is annotated as dolichol-phosphate mannosyltransferase, putative. The record is from RefSeq and is a predicted model, not a curated record. The transcript has a single exon. Gene Ontology annotation, molecular function: dolichyl-phosphate beta-D-mannosyltransferase activity. Gene Ontology annotation, biological process: protein O-linked glycosylation via mannose; GPI anchor biosynthetic process; polysaccharide biosynthetic process. Lineage: Eukaryota; Evosea; Mastigamoebida; Endamoebidae. The coding region runs from base 1 to 1062 and encodes 353 amino acids. Gene Ontology annotation, cellular component: endoplasmic reticulum membrane.
AUGACUGAUCUCACCAUUAUUGUUCCAACAUACAAUGAAUCUGAAAAUAUUGAACAACUUAUUACACAACUUGAAGACACUUUGAAAGAUAUUAAUUUCGAUAUUUUAGUUAUGGACGAUAAUUCUCCUGAUAAAACUGGUGAAAAAGUUCAGCGACUUAAAUCUGAAGGGCACAAAUGUGAUGUUGUUAUUCGUACUCAAAACCGUGGACUGUCUCCAGCUGUUAUUGAAGGAUUUGGAAUUGCUAAAGGAGAUGUUGUAUUAGUAAUGGAUGCAGACCUUCAACACCCAGUUUCUGUUGUACCAAAAUUAUAUGAAGCAGUAAAGAAUGGCGCUGAAGUUGCUGUUGGGUCAAGACAUUGUCCAGGAGGAGGAAUUGAAAAUUGGGCUUUUCAUAGAAGAGUUAUCUCAUGGGGCGCAGCUCUUCUUGCACGACCAUUUACAUCUGUGUCAGACCCAAUGAGUGGUUUCUUUGCAGUUAAAUCAUCAAUACUUAAAGGAAGCAAAUUAGAAGCAAAAGGAUAUAAAAUUCUCCUUGAGGUUCUUGUUAAAACAGGAGCAAAGAAUGUAGUUGAGGUACCAAUUAUCUUUACUACUCGUGUACAUGGUGAAUCUAAAUUAACAGGAGGAGUUAUGACUAAUUAUCUUCUUCAUUUAUUUUCAUUGUUUUGUUAUCCAGGAACAUGCCCACUUCUUAAGUUCAUUGUUGUUGGAGGAUUAGGAACUAUUAUUGAUAUUCUUAUAUUCACUCUUUUUAUUAGUAUUGGACUUCCUGGUGGAUUUGCACAAACCCUCUCAUUUAUUACUGCGUUAUGUAAUAAUUUCUUCUUAAAUUCACUUUGGACAUUCCCACAACAAGUAGAUGCAAAACAAAAACAGAAACAAUUUAUAAAGUUUGGAAUUGUUUCAGGCAUUGCUUUUAUUAUUAGAAGUUUGUUAUUUAAAUUUGGAAGAAUAUAUGUUCCAGAUAAAUUCCCAUAUAUUCAAAUGCUUCUCUUUGUUGUCAUUGGUACUGUUACAAUUAUAAACUUCAUUGGAUCUAAGUUGAUUGUGUUUGCAUAA